Molecule: messenger RNA, 1532 nt
Organism: Toxorhynchites rutilus septentrionalis
Lineage: Eukaryota; Metazoa; Arthropoda; Insecta; Diptera; Culicidae
Exons: 3
Coding region: 330-1334 (334 amino acids)
Molecular function (GO): sequence-specific DNA binding
Source: RefSeq, a predicted model, not a curated record
GGAGUGAUGUCCAUGUGGACAAGAGGUGGAGGGGUAUCAGGAAUGUCCACGCUUGUCCACGGAGGGAGAGGAGGGUGUGUGAAACUGUGCUUUUUCUGUCCACGUGGUAUGUAGACGGCCGGGACGGCCCCUUAGCUUCUUUUCUUCUUUGACACAGGGAAUGUAACACACCUGGUGUUCUAUUUACUUUGGGCUUAGUGUGUGAGCAAUAUGUAAACAAACCGCAUAAACUGUUCAAUUGAUUUCAUAUUGGAUUUAAUUUAAUUCUCCGAACAAUUUAGUUUUUCAGUACUAUUUUGGUUAUUUUACAAUAUUCUCGAAAGAGAAAAAUGGAUGUUGUGAUCAAAAAUGAACCUUCUCACGAGGCUUGUAAACCUCGUGACGAGCAUUGUGAAACUCUUUAUGAGCAGUGUGAAUAUCUUGAUGAGCCUUGUGAACCUAGCAACGAGUCUCCCGAAGAGCAUGUCACGGACAGUUGUGUGCUGCCGGCAAAGUCUAGAACGGUAUGCAUAGUUCCUGGGUGUUCUGAGCGGUACGGCCGAGGUGUUUCGUUCCACACUUUUCCCAAAAAGGAAGAUAAACACCGAUGGAAAGCGUGGGUGACGAACUUGCGUUUGAAAUAUGAGCCCAUUCGGACGUCGAGAGUUUGCAGCUCGCAUUUUAGCAUCCAGAAUUUUAUUAGUCCUACUGCGAAAUAUCUUACCGAUCGAAUAUUUCUGAAAAGGACAGCUAUACCGGACAUUAACCUACCACAACCGACUUCAGACCCGAGAAAAGAUGAAAUUGCUAAGGGUCGCGCUGAACGGGUAGCCAGGCGGAGUGAACUUGAUUACAAUCUAGAAAACACCCACAAGCUCAUCUGUGCAGACACAGGAGACUCUCCCGGAAGAAAAAUUCCCAAUGGGAUGGAAAGUGAACCUUGUGAAGCAAACGCCACGAUCACUCCCACCGUACCAAUAAAGUGUAGGACGGUAUGCAUAGUUCCUGGAUGUCGUGAACGGUAUGGUCGAGGUUGUUCAUUCCAUAGAUUUCCCAAGCCGGAAGAUAAAAAACGAAUGCAAGCUUGGGUGACAAAUUUGCGGUUGAAAUAUAAGCCGACUCUAACGUCGAGAGUAUGCAGCUCUCAUUUCAGCGUUCAAAACUUUAUUCCUCCUUUUACACACAGAGUUACUGAUCGGAAGAUAUUGAAAAACACAGCUGUACCGGAUGUUAACUUACCUCAACCAAAAUCUGAACCGAAGAAAAGCAAAUUAGCUAAGAUUCGCGCUGAACGAGUGGCGAGGCGAAGUCAGAUUGAUGAUAAUGGAAGGACAGCCAAAUGCCCAUCUACGUAAAUAAGGUUGAAGCGGAAGAUGCGAUUUAAGCUCCAGAAUCAGCUGUUCAGGUUGAUGCGAAUGAUUUGGAUAAACUUUUCAUCGGUCGUCGUAAAAUUGAAUCUUUAUACUUCAGUGUCACCAACGUUUAGAAGAAAAUAAGAAUGAAAGGCGAUCCUAAUACUACUUGCUGAGUGAUUGGCUAGUUUUAUAACAGUA